This is a messenger RNA of Morchella sextelata, 1806 nucleotides long. RefSeq lists its product as uncharacterized. The coding region runs from base 1 to 1806 and encodes 601 amino acids. Gene Ontology annotation, biological process: lipid metabolic process; phosphatidylinositol-mediated signaling. Gene Ontology annotation, molecular function: phosphatidylinositol-4,5-bisphosphate phospholipase C activity. The record is from RefSeq and is a predicted model, not a curated record. NCBI's taxonomy places the organism in Eukaryota, Fungi, Ascomycota, Pezizomycetes, Pezizales, Morchellaceae. The transcript has 3 exons.
AUGGCUGAUCUCACAACAUCAUCUUCAGGCGCCGGCGGUGGUGUAGGAAGCCUAGGCGCCUCCUCCCGUCCCCUCCGCAUCAAAUCUCCUAUCGUCCUGGCCGAGCUCCGCAAGAUCUUCGGCACCCUCACAAGGACCGACACGCUCCCCGUGGCCGACUUUAAAACCUUCCUCACAAACACCCAAAAGGUCAAACGCUACGACGACCGCUCUGGAAACCACCCCGGCGACAACCAAACAGGCUUUGCCGGCUUCGUCUCCCACAUCUUCCACCCCUCGCAGACCGCAUCCGCUGAGAAGCUGCUGGCGAACGACUCGAACAUCACGUUUGACGAGUUUGUGGCGUACUUUUCAGCGCCGACGAACAACGCGCUUGCGCUGCCGGACCCAAAGACGAAGGACUGGAACCAGCCGUUGAGUGCGUACUUUAUCAGCUCGUCGCACAACACUUACCUUACUGGUCACCAGCUGUAUGGCACGUCGACGACGGACGGGUACAAGUCAGUUCUGAAGCGUGGGUGCCGCUGCAUCGAGAUUGAUGUGUGGGAUGGCGAUGAUGGCGAGCCAGAGGUGUUUCAUGGAUACACACUCACCAAGGAGAUCUCGUUCCGCGAUGUUUGUAAGGCGGUUGCAAAGUACUCGUUUUCAGGGGAGGGGACCUGUUGGGAGGGCGGUGCGGGGGAGGGCCCGGUCAUCAUCUCGUUGGAGUGUCAUGCGGGGCCAGAGCAGCAGGAGAAGAUGGUGGAGAUCAUGAAGGAGGAAUGGAAAGGAAUGUUGGUGCAGGGGAUCCAACCGGAGGAAGUGAAGCGCAUGCCAAGUCCUAUGGAACUGCGCAGGAAGAUUCUGGUUAAGGCAAAAUAUCUCCCCCCACCACCCGUCCCCAGAACCGACUCCAUCCCCCGCGGAGUAACCCGCACCCUCACCCGCCGCUCAUCCUCCUCCUCUUCCUCCGAUGAAGAACUCGAGGAAAUCGCCCGAAAAGCCAACAAAGCUAAACCACCCAAGACCAAAGUCACCCGCACCCUCUCCGAGCUCGGUAUCUACUGCUCCGCGCACCACUUCCCCGCCAAGGAGCCCAACCCAUUCCUGCACAACACCUCUAGAAUCCCCAAUCACGUCUACUCCUUCUCCGAAAAGGUCUUUGCCAACCUCCACCAGCAACACGCCGACCACAUCUUCCUCCACAACAAGGAAUACCUCAUGCGCGUCUACCCCUUCGGCCUGCGCUUCUCCUCCUCCAACGGCGACCCCACCACCUUCUGGCGCCGCGGGUGCCAGCUCGUGGCCCUCAACUGGCAGAAGUGCGACCAGGGCAUGAUGCUCAACGAGGGCAUGUUUGCGGGCGAGGGCGGCUACGUGCUGAAGCCCAAGGGCUACAGGCCCGGCGAUGUUGAGGGGCCAGUGAAAAAGACGCUGGAUCUGACGAUCGAGUUUUUGGCCGGCGCGGAGCUGCCCAUGCCGGAGGAUGAUGAUACGGAGAAGGGGUUCAAGCCGUAUGUGAAGGUUGAGCUCCACGUCGAGGAGGCCUCGGGGCCGAAGGGCAAGACCAAGGCGAAGAGGGGGACCUCGUGUUCGUGGGGCGGGGAGAAGGUCGUGUUUUCGGGGGUGAGGGGCGUGGUUGAGAAGCUUGGAUUUGUCCGAUUCAAAGUCCACGACGAGGAAUUCGGCCGCGACGACUUGGCGGCGUGGGCGUGCAUUAGGCUGGACCGACUGCAGGAGGGAUACAGAUUUCUGAGCCUGUUCGAUAACCAGGGGAACCGCUCGGAUGGGCAUAUCUUGAUUAAGGUCACAAAGCGGCUUAAGUAG